Messenger RNA from Uncinocarpus reesii 1704, 318 nucleotides. RefSeq lists its product as uncharacterized. The coding region runs from base 1 to 318 and encodes 105 amino acids. The record is from RefSeq and is a predicted model, not a curated record. The transcript is spliced from 2 exons. NCBI's taxonomy places the organism in Eukaryota, Fungi, Ascomycota, Eurotiomycetes, Onygenales, Onygenaceae.
AUGCGUUUCAACAUUGCAGCAAUCACCGCCUUCGUCGCCACCGUCAUGGCUUCCCCCGCCCCGACCGCGGCCCCGCAGCCAAACCAGGUAGCGCCCAACCCACCCUGCUAUACCCACCACACCAGCGUGUACCCGAACAACUGCGCGCCUAUCAAGGACUGCGUCACGCUUCCAUGCAUCGUUGAGGAAACUCGCGGCUUGCCAUGCCAUACCGAUGCGUGCCCGACCACCACCACCUCGCUGACGGUCCUGCCAUGCACAACCACCUGCAGGGCUGGAUGCGAAACCAGCACCGUGUACACCAAAUCCCAGUGCUAG